This is a messenger RNA of Cyprinodon tularosa, 912 nucleotides long. It is a transcript of the gene ccl25b, whose product is annotated as chemokine (C-C motif) ligand 25b. The transcript has 5 exons. Lineage: Eukaryota; Metazoa; Chordata; Actinopteri; Cyprinodontiformes; Cyprinodontidae. Gene Ontology annotation, molecular function: chemokine activity; CCR chemokine receptor binding. The record is from RefSeq and is a predicted model, not a curated record. The coding region runs from base 194 to 481 and encodes 95 amino acids. Gene Ontology annotation, cellular component: extracellular region. Gene Ontology annotation, biological process: immune response; cellular response to tumor necrosis factor; cellular response to type II interferon.
AUAUCAAGCUGCAGAUCUAUGGAUGGCAUCUGUGAAGGAGGUGUGGUAAAGACUUAGCAAGGGGGAAGGCAGGCUAUAAGAAUACAGACUCCACGCAAACUGGAUCAGAGCAAAAGUUUUUCCUGUGAAGACAUCGUGGGGGAUCCUGAAUGUGAGCAUCAAACAAGCAGAAACAGUGAGGAGCGCAGCAACCAUGAAACUCCACGUUCUUGUCAUCCUUCUGUUUUUCACCUGCAUGUACCUAAGUGUGGCACAAGGCUCUUAUGAUAACUGCUGCCUUGGCUAUGUUACCGGGAUUGGAAAACGGAUGAAAAAGAACAUUGAGAGCUACAGGAUACAGGAAACAGAUGGCGAUUGCAACAUCAGAGCAGUUGUGUUUUUGACAAAAAAGAAGCGCACUAUCUGUGCCAAUCCAAAGGACAGCUGGGUGAAGGAACAAACAGGCUUUCUGGAUAGAAAAAACAGCAGAAGGGCUACUUAAAAGUGAGACGGAAGAGGAUAGAGAAAAGGGGUCGUCUAACCUUCCUGUCAGGCUUCGUUCAUCAUCUUUACUCACAUGGAUUGUGUUUCAGUUGUUAUUGUAUCUCCUUUUAUUGAGAGAGAAUGUAAAUCAUGUGCGCAGUCUUUUAUACCACAAACAUACUGUAUCCUGAAAACUAUAGCCAGUAUCAACAUCUUUUAUGAGCCAUUGAUAUGAGACUUUUCAGUUGUAUAGCCUGCUAAGAUUGAGCCACUCUUUGGCAGCUUUAAAAUGUAAGUGUCUGUGACCAAAAAAAAAGAAACACCUUAGUAAUAAGCUGAUUUUUCUUUUUUAUAUAUUCAUGUAUACAAUAGACAUACCUAAUUUUGUAUCUGCACUCUAAAUGUACAUUUAUUUUUCCUACAUCCAAUAAAAAUGACAAAAUCCAAAAA